AUGAACAUUACGAUGUCAAAGGCCGGCGGGGCGCAGCCCAGGCCGGGAAUGGCCCGUGCGUCUGCGAACGGCACGCAGGCCCCCCCUUCGGCCGCCCCCACCCCCCAGCCCCCCGCGGAUCGCCGCUCGCCCGCGGCCGAGCGGCGGUCGGCCCGGGCUGCCAAGCGCGCGCGCCACGCGGCGGUGUACCAGGCCUCGGCCCUGGCGGCCACCUUUGGCAUCGUGGCGCUGGCGGUGGGUGCCACCGCGCUGCGCAUCACGCGCCACCUGGACGCCGGCGACCCGCUCCCCCUGGGUGAGCUGGCCGGCACGCUGGUCCUCAUGGCAGGCUCCGCGGUGGCCAUGGAGAUGUACGCGCGCUGGGCGCACCGUGUGCUUUGGCACGACGCGGCCUGGGGCUGGGCGCUACACGCCAGCCACCACGCGCCGCGCGAGGGCGCCUUCGAGGCCAACGACCUCUUCGCGCUGGCCAACGCGCUGCCGGCCAUGGGCCUCUGCCUUUACGGCUUUCUCCGGCCCGACGCCCUGGGUGGCGCCCUCUUCGGUGCGGGCCUGGGCGUCACCCUCUUUGGCAUCUCCUACAUGUUUGUGCACGAUGGCCUUGUCCACCGCCGCUUCCCCGUUGGGCCCAUCGCCGACGUGCCGGUGCUGCGCCGCAUCGCUGCGGCGCACAAGCUGCACCACUCCGACAAAUACGGGGGGGUGCCCUUCGGCAUGUUCCUAGGGCCGCAGGAGCUGGAGGCGGUGGGGGCGGGUCUAGACCUCGAAGCACUGCUCGCCGCUCAGAGCGCGAAACGUGGCGCCAAGGACGCAGACCCCCUGGCCGAUCCCUGA
Messenger RNA from Auxenochlorella protothecoides, 834 nucleotides. RefSeq names its product Beta-carotene hydroxylase. Bases 1 to 834 code for a protein of 277 amino acids. Gene Ontology annotation, molecular function: iron ion binding; beta-carotene 3-hydroxylase activity. The record is from RefSeq and is a predicted model, not a curated record. The transcript has 3 exons. Gene Ontology annotation, biological process: xanthophyll biosynthetic process; carotene metabolic process. Gene Ontology annotation, cellular component: chloroplast. Lineage: Eukaryota; Viridiplantae; Chlorophyta; Trebouxiophyceae; Chlorellales; Chlorellaceae.